Messenger RNA from Ascochyta rabiei, 987 nucleotides. RefSeq lists its product as uncharacterized. Gene Ontology annotation, molecular function: succinate-CoA ligase (ADP-forming) activity; succinate-CoA ligase (GDP-forming) activity. The transcript is spliced from 7 exons. Bases 1 to 987 code for a protein of 328 amino acids. The record is from RefSeq and is a predicted model, not a curated record. Gene Ontology annotation, biological process: tricarboxylic acid cycle. Gene Ontology annotation, cellular component: mitochondrion; succinate-CoA ligase complex (ADP-forming). Lineage: Eukaryota; Fungi; Ascomycota; Dothideomycetes; Pleosporales; Didymellaceae.
AUGCAGGCUCUCCGACAACCGAUGCGCUCGGCGCUCACAACGGCCGCGCGCCGCCAGUACGCAACGGGCUCGUCGCAGUACGCCGAGACGAUCAAGAACCUGCGCAUCAACGGCGACACAAAGGUCCUGUUCCAGGGCUUCACCGGCAAGCAGGGAACCUUCCACGCGCAGCAGGCGAUCGAGUACGGCACAAAGGUCGUCGGCGGCACCAACCCCAAGAAGGCCGGCCAGGAGCACCUCGGCCUCCCCGUCUUCGCCAACGUCGAGCAGGGCAUCAAGGAGACGGGCGCGACCGCAACCGCCAUCUUUGUCCCUCCCCCCGUCGCCGCCGCCGGUAUCGAAGAGGCCAUCAAGGCUGAGAUCCCUCUGAUUGUGACCAUCACCGAGGGCAUUCCCCAGCACGACAUGGUCCGCAUCACCGACAUGCUCAAGACCCAGAACAAGUCCCGCAUGGUUGGCCCCAACUGCCCCGGUAUCAUCGCUCCCGGCCAAUGCAAGAUCGGCAUCAUGCCCGGCUUCAUCCACAAGCGCGGCCGCGUCGGUAUCGUCUCCCGCUCCGGCACCCUCACCUACGAGGCUGUCAACCAGACCACUCAGGCCGGCCUGGGCCAGUCGCUCGUCGUCGGUAUCGGCGGUGACCCCUUCUCCGGCACCAACUUCAUCGACUGCCUCAAGGUCUUCCUCGAGGACGGCGAGACAGACGGCAUCAUCAUGAUCGGAGAGAUUGGUGGAACCGCCGAGGAGGACGCCGCCGAGUUCCUCAAGGAGUACAACACGGCCAACAAGCCCGUGGUCAGCUUCAUCGCCGGUAUCUCUGCGCCGCCCGGCAGGCGAAUGGGCCACGCUGGCGCCAUUGUCAGCGGAGGAAAGGGCGACGCCAACUCGAAGAUCUCGGCUCUCGAGGCCGCUGGCGUCAUUGUUGAGCGCUCGCCUGCUUCGCUCGGCAAGUCUCUGUACGACCAGUUCAUCAAGCGCGACUUGAUAUAG